CGUAGUUUCAAAAAAACAAGAGGAAAUUUUUUUUUAAUCGUACAUUUCUUCCUUUUUAUUAAAUAUCAAUCAUUUAGUUGUUACAAAAGUGGAAACUGUGAUAAUAAAUCUGUCUCAAUCAUAAUAUGAUCGUGACGAUAAAUUAUUACCUAAGCAAUUAUCAAACCUGAUAAUUGGAAUUUAAUUAAUCUUUUAUUCAUACAGCAAUAUGUGGACAAUUAACAAAAGUGAUUUGGAAAGUGUUUAUUGUGACCUGAUAUUUUAUUAAAAGGAAAAAAGUAUUUUUCUCUCAAACUACAAUUUUUCGUAAAAUAAUGGAGAGAGAGGUUCUACUCCCACUAUCAGCUUGUUGCAAUGUAGGCCAUCAAUCACGUCGAAGAGACAGAGAAAAUUCUUUUGGAAACGGUCAUAAUUCAGUGAAUGGUAUAAGCAACAGUUCAGGGAAUUUAUCGCGAGAAGAAAGAAGACGUCGUCGGAGAGCUACUCAAAAAUAUAGAACAGCACAUGCAACAAGAGAACGAGUAAGAGUAGAGGCGUUUAAUCUUGCAUUCGCCGAACUCCGCAAACUGUUACCGACUUUGCCGCCGGACAAGAAGCUCUCAAAAAUUGAAAUACUCCGACUGGCAAUUUGCUACAUUGCCUAUUUGAAUCACGUCCUAGAGUCAUAACUGUACGCGAAUGAGAAUUCGAAUAAAUAUCAUUAUUUUCUCAUUGUUAAUAGGGGAAAAAAUUAUUUUCAAAAAUAACUUCGGAAGUGAAAUGUGUUUAUAAAUUUAUCAUUAUAUAAAAGUAUAGUUUUAUGUUUAAAUACCUUAAA
Messenger RNA from Leptopilina heterotoma, 817 nucleotides. It is a transcript of the gene HLH4C, whose product is annotated as helix-loop-helix protein 1. Gene Ontology annotation, molecular function: DNA-binding transcription factor activity, RNA polymerase II-specific; RNA polymerase II cis-regulatory region sequence-specific DNA binding; protein dimerization activity. The transcript is spliced from 4 exons. Bases 315 to 668 code for a protein of 117 amino acids. Lineage: Eukaryota; Metazoa; Arthropoda; Insecta; Hymenoptera; Figitidae. The record is from RefSeq and is a predicted model, not a curated record. Gene Ontology annotation, biological process: regulation of transcription by RNA polymerase II.